AUGAGUGAAUCGAGAGAUCUCACAAACAAAGAGCAGCGCAUGGCACGCAAGGCCCAAAGGCAGAAAGAAAGAGAAGAAAAUACAAAUAAAAGUAAAAAGCGAUCCUGCCUUGACGAAGAAGAGAAAGGGCAAGACAGCGUAGACUCCAACCAGACUGAUGAUUCCAGGGUGGAGCACAGAGAGCACGAGAGCGACGGCGAAGUUGAAGCCAUAUCUCACAAAGAGCAAAGAAAGCGCCGCAAGAUGGAAAAGUAUAUGUCGCAGCAUUCGGAAGGAGAUGUAAAUACGAGGCCGUCUAAACCACAGCGCAGUCCGUAUAGUGUGUGGAUUGGCAACUUGGCUUUUUCUACGUCCGUCGAAGAACUAACGGAAUGGCUCCAGGAACAGGGCAUAGAAGGAAUCAGUCGCGUGCAUAUGAUAUCUGGUGUGCGCAGGGAGGAACAUAAUAGGGGCUUUGCAUAUGUUGACUUACCAUCUCAAGACCAAGUCGAGCGAUGCAUUGCUUUGUCUGAGUCUGAGCUAAAAGGGCGGAAUCUGCUCAUUAAAGGAGGUACAGACUUUCGUGGACGUCCAGGUCUCGAUCCUAAGGCGGCUGAACUGGGAAGUGACGCGAAUCAUGGUCGGACAGGGCUCAGCAAGACAGCACAGCGUAUUCUACGGAGCCAGAAAAAUCCACCCGCUCCCACCCUGUUUCUCGGUAACUUGAGCUUCGAAACAAAGGAAUCAGACAUUUACGACCUUUUAGAAGGAUCUGCACAGAAAAGAUACGAAGAGACAGCCACAUCGGACGAGUCAGGCGUUUCUGCUAGUGCCGGUAUUCGCAAGAUCCGCAUGGGUACGUUUGAAGACUCGGGCAAAUGCAAAGGAUUCGCAUUCGUCGACUUCGACUCGGCAUCUCUCGCCACAAAGGCCCUCAUCGAGCCCCGCAACGGCCGCUUAUUAGGCCGGCUACUUCAAAUCGAAUUUGCUAGUAGCGACGCUGUGCGACGCGGUGCUUCCAAGGACCUUUUGCCCGACUAUGUACCUGAACGCCGGCGCAGACGCUCAAGAUCUACCUUCAAUGAUGAAGAUACAAAGGAGAACGCCUUGGAAGAGCAAGACUAUGAUGCAGCUCAAGAAGACAAUCAUACGGCACCGCGGCGUCCAGGGGCCUCGAGGGCGCCGCGCCGCGUUCGCCCAGGUGCCGCUAACGCAUCCGCACCACGACAAAACUAUGGCAUUGUCCCUUCAGAGGGCAAGCGGACUACCUUUGAGUAA
Messenger RNA from Malassezia restricta, 1257 nucleotides. RefSeq names its product RNA recognition motif domain protein. NCBI's taxonomy places the organism in Eukaryota, Fungi, Basidiomycota, Malasseziomycetes, Malasseziales, Malasseziaceae. The record is from RefSeq and is a predicted model, not a curated record. The transcript has a single exon. The coding region runs from base 1 to 1257 and encodes 418 amino acids. Gene Ontology annotation, molecular function: RNA binding.